UCCAGUCCAGUGGUUGGCGUUCGUACGUUUCGUUUGCUGCUGCCGUGCUGCGGUCAUUGUUAGUGCUAUCUUUCAUUUAUUUCAUUCACAAACAACUUUAUAGCGAAAGGUGAAAAGAGACCUGUCCGUCCGUCGGCCGCGUUUUUUUUUUUUCAUUCGCGGUGGUGGAUAUUUUGUAACCGCGAUACAGGCAAGGAGAAAGAAAAAAUUGUGUUUAAUUUUUCGCUGCUUCGUAUUGAAAGGGAAAAGUUGCUGCUGCUGGCUGGUUGUUUCGCUAUCCAUUUCGAGCCAACAAUGCCGUGCCCGUGCGUGCGCUUCGUGUUAGUUAUACAACAAUAAGCCUAGUUUUGUGUUGAUAGAAUUUCCCGUCGUUGACCUUAAAAAUCAGCGAUUUGAGGCGCGCAGCCAGCAGCGACUCAAGUGGACAUCAGAAUCUGCGUUCCUCCAAAGUACGAUUAUACAGGAAGUGCGGCGGGCAGGCAGGUGUACGAAAACGUCGACCAAAAUACACUUUACAGUAUUGAGAAGAUGCCAAAUUUGGAAGAAAUGCCAAAUUGAUUUAUCACAGAGAGUUUCGGUGAUGGAUAUUUAAUAAGGUACCGUCAACCGCAUAGCCAAGCCUAAAUUGAUCCAGAAAAAUGCAGAAACGGGCAUGCAAUUAGUCAAACCGAUAUUGUAUUUAAGAAAAAUAGAUAGUGGUUGACCUUUGUCAUAGCUGUACGGUGUGGGAGGGUUUAAUUUGGAGAAGAAAUACGAUUAUAAUUAAAAACAGACCUCGGUGCAAGGAAUGCUGGUGAGGAUGGCGUACACGUCUGUCCGAAAUAUGACAAAGGCGAAGAACUUCGCCUUCUUAAUAGUGGGAGCAUUUUUGGUGUUUGCUGUGGUAUCCAUAUUUAGCACCUCUAGCGCUGCCGCAGAUGACACUAACAAAGAAUACUCGACAGUUCCGGAGAAUGACAGCAUGGUGGUGUGUUUCGAAAGCUUUCAGGACACCCGCAAACUGCUGUACAGCUCCAUCGCCAGUGAUAACAGCAUCGUCCAUGCAGAUCCUGAGCCGAUCAUCUACUUCGUGACGCCAACCUAUCCUCGAAGGGAACAGGUAGCAGAAAUUACACGCCUCGGUCAAACGUUGAUGCACAUUCCUUAUCUGCAUUGGAUAGUAGCAGACGAUACGCCUGUGUGUAGUAACUUCCUCAACAACCUGCUUAAAAAAUUCGGCAUUCCCUACACCCACAUUGCUAGUCCUAUGCCGGAGUUUUAUCGCACCAAGAAGCUUGUCCCCCGGGGUGUUGCUAAUCGGCGAGCCGCACUUGCUUGGAUACGUAACAAUAAUAAAAAGGCAGGUGUACUAUAUUUCGGCGACGAUGAUAACACUUUUGACCUGAAGUUGUUCAGCGAAAUUCGCAGCACUAAAAAAGUAUCCAUGUUUCCGGUGGGCCUCAUUGGCGAUUAUGCCGUCAGCACACCGGUGGUGAAGCAUGGUAAAGUUGACGGUUUUUUCGACUCUUGGCCGGCGAAACGGAAAUGGCCCGUGGAUAUGGCCGGAUUCGCAGUCAAUCUGGAAUACAUGGGUCUCAGUCCGAAUGUGACGAUGCCGUUCAAGGCCGGCUACGAGGAGGAUGAAUUUCUCAAGAGCAUUGGACUGAAGAUGCAGGAUAUCGAACCGAAAGCCAACAACUGCACGGAAAUAUUGGUUUGGCAUACUCAAACCAAAAACAAUAAACCACCAAAGAUACGGAUUAGCAGUGGCGUACUGGAGAGUAACAAAUUCAACCUGGGGGUUCUCCUCAGGAAGCUCGAAACGAUGGGCGUGAAUCAUAUCAGUCAGACGGCGGGUACAGCAGCCCAGGUAACAAAGGACGGGAAAUCCAAGACACUAGGCUCGUGGUUCAGCUAAUUUUACAUUACUCCUAGCAAAGCAAAUUCUUUUUAAACAAACGGUAACGAAUCAGAACUUCAUUUUGCUUAGCAGUUUCAGUGAUGAAACAUGAAGUGUGCCAGACAAAUAUACUGAAAAGUGGUUUAUUCAAAAUGGAAUCUAGGAUAUCACAGACGCAUCAGUUCAUCCAACACGCACAUAACUGUACAUUAUCAUUAGAAUGUUGAUUUUUGAACAUUUAAACUUCAAGGACGAACUAAAGCUGGGCAAAUGCUGGGAAUGAAAAACCUUGAAAUAUGAUGCACUUUUUGAGAUUAUCACACACUACCCGAUCACGGAUCGAGAAAAAAAUGAUAGAUACAAUCGUGUUACGUAAAUAAGUAGGAAGUCAAUGCUUCGUUUUAAGAUGGGAUAUGAAUUCACAGAUUUAUCGGUAAUGAUCGGACUUAAACGUAUAAUAAAUGCUCUUGCUCAGGCAUGCAAAAUCAUCUACAUUCAUUUGCUUUUUCCAUAAAAUGAUGUAUGAAAUUUUUGUAGGUUUUAAAGAUAAGCUAAAACUUUUGUGAACAGUUUACAACAAUCUCUUAUGCAUGACGAAUUCGAGCGGGCCGAAUUUGCUAUUGUUUUUUUUUUUUUUUUUAAUUUACAUUCACUGAAAAAAUAUGGUGGGUUCUGUUCACUGGUUCAUCAUGCAUAAGAGAUAACGAUUUGAGUGAUUUACAAAAGUAGUAGCUAAUAUCAAAACCUUCACAUUUAUACAUACAUACAUAAUUUUAAUGAAUUCUGUUGAUGAAUAAUGUUAGAAGCAAAUGAAUGCAAAUGAUUUUUCAUGCCUGCCCUUGCUUAUUCGUUUGAAGUUUAGUUUUCUAAGCUAGCAAGGUAGAAUACCGAAAACAAAAGAAACACGAAAGACAAGAACAGGGACUAACUAUGCAAAUAGUAUAAAAUCAAAUUAUGCAUACCACACACUCACAUUUACAUAAAUCUGGUGAUAGAAACACUUCCAGACGCGUAGUUCUAUUUUGCAUUAAGUUUGCUGUGAUAUUAGUUUAGUUUUUUUUUCGGUAAAACUUCCGACAGGUCAAAUUUUAGUGAUUUAAUAAAAUUGAUAAAAUCAAUGCCUCGUUUUCAUCAAUGAUCGUUCGUUUGAUAUGGUUUGUUUUUGGUUGUGAUUGUUGCAUCAUUGAAGCAUUUUUUUUUAUCAAAGUGCAACACAGUAACAUAGUCAAAGAGGUUAAUAAAAUCUUGUAAAUAUGGUUUUCUUUUGACUGGGAGUGAUUGUUUAAAGCAAGACCGACAACAUGAAUGAUAGAAUACAUACAAUUUCACUAACAUUUAAUGGAAAAUGGUACAUUCUAUUAAUGAUAACAAGCAGCAACAAUCUCACAAACGUUUUGCAAGACAAUACAUUUCAAAUGAAAUGCAUAUCUGUAGGAAUCUACUUUGCUCGUAGAAUAUGUAACAUAAUACAGCAACCCAACUCGGCGACACCAGACUGAGCUCUAAAGUUACAUGAAAUUAUCUAUAAAAGAACUCAAUUCAAUGCUUAGGUAUCCCCUGCUUCUUAUUAACUCAUCGUUAAAAAACACAAAUUCACAGAAAACUAGUUAGUCUUCCGUGGUUUGAAAUGUAUCGACAAGCUACCAUCCUACCCAGUUUGUAAUAAGAUAAACUUAUAAUGAGGAAAAGAGUUAACUCUCAUCAAGGAAACAUUGAAACUUCAUUUAACAUAAGUUCUACUGCGUUACUGGUGUCGCAAAACCGAAACUACUACACAACAAAACAGCUAUAUCUCUUAAUCCAAAUUGUAUCAAAUCGGUGUUUCAUUCAAUCUUGAUAUUAGCAAUUCUUUCUACGUUCGUGCAUAAUUUGUAAACGAAGCUAAGAUCUGUUUUCUCUGGUAUAUUUCGAUUUGCCUUGUACCUUUUGCCGAAGAUGAACAGAAGAAGGAAAAUAAACCAUUUUCAACCAG
Messenger RNA from Ochlerotatus camptorhynchus, 3851 nucleotides. It is a transcript of the gene GlcAT-S, whose product is annotated as Glucuronyltransferase S. Gene Ontology annotation, biological process: carbohydrate metabolic process; chondroitin sulfate proteoglycan biosynthetic process. The record is from RefSeq and is a predicted model, not a curated record. Bases 788 to 1897 code for a protein of 369 amino acids. Gene Ontology annotation, cellular component: Golgi membrane. Gene Ontology annotation, molecular function: galactosylgalactosylxylosylprotein 3-beta-glucuronosyltransferase activity. The transcript has 5 exons. NCBI's taxonomy places the organism in Eukaryota, Metazoa, Arthropoda, Insecta, Diptera, Culicidae.